AUGGCGAAAUGGUUCCUGCUGCUGCUUGUGGCCAUCUUGGAGACCUCUGCCCAGAUCUCCACUUCCAAGGCCUUCAAUGGGACAGUUAACAGUGACGGAGUGUGUGUGUGCUCAGUGAUACUGCCCGACACCACGUUCCCAGCGGAUAAAAUGGAAUAUCUGCUAGAAACCACAUCGGAACUCAAUAUCAGCGUCCAGGCAGAGAUCACCAAGGUGAAGGAAUAUGGACAGACUCUGUCGGUGUACGCGUCCAGGCUGGUGAACCUGACCCGGCGUGUGGAGAGCUUCGAGACCGGGGGCUCCUACACCCAGCUCGACUUUGAGCUGCUCAGGCUGGAGAUACGAGAGCUGGUGUCCCUCACCUCCCAGCUGAAGGACAUGUUCAACGGGAGCAACACCAUCAUCGACCAGCUCUACGAAGAGAUCGAGAAUAUGUCCCUCAUCGUCCACCAGCUGGAAUCGUACGACAGGAACAACGUGCUUCAAAUCCGCAAGGACAUGGCAGCCCUGCGGGAACGGCUGGAGGAGUGUGAACGUGACCAGGUCGUGACCCCUCCACCCAUCGACUACGGGAGUUGCAAACAUGGCGGCCUCCUCACAGUCACCGAACCUUUCAUUGUGCAACAGAACUGGAUGGGGUCGAGUUACCGAUAUGGAGCUUGGGGGAAAGACCCCGUACCGCUUCUCUCUGAACAAGAGCAGUAUUUAGUGGUGGCCUCCACUGGGGAAUCUUCAUUUCAAACCUUCCGCUUCUACCCCUCUUAUGACGAUUUACUGCUCCACCAAAAUUGGACUGAAAGAAACCUUGGGCAUUAUAGCUAUUACAAUACUGCGCAGGGGGCUGGGAUGGUUUUGUACAAUAACUCUGUGUACUACAACUGUUACAAUAGCAGGAAUAUCUGCAGGUAUAACGUAGACACAGGAGCCAUAGAUAAACGUAUCCUGGCUAAUGCGGCCUACAAUAACAGGUUCUCCUACUACAACGUUAACUACCAGGACAUGGACUUUGCUGUCGAUGAAACAGGCCUUUGGGUCAUUUACUCCACCGAGCAGCAUGCUGGGCGUAUUCUUAUUAGCAAAAUCAACACGGCGGACUUCACUGUUGGGAGGACCUGGGUCACCGAACAGUUCAAGCCCAGCGUCACCAACGCCUUCAUGAUCUGCGGGGUGCUGUACGCCCUUAGGCCUGUGGGCACACAGGCGGAGGAGAUCUUCUACACGUUCGACACCAGGACCGGUGAGGAAGGUCGGGCCGCCGUAAGGAUGGAGAAGGUGAUGGAGACACUGCGCAGUGUCAGCUACAACCCGUCCGAUCACAAGCUGUACGUGUACAAUGAUGGCUAUCUGGUGUCCUAUGACGUGACCUUUAAACCGGAUCAAUAA
This is a messenger RNA of Amblyraja radiata (thorny skate), 1383 nucleotides long. Its product is annotated as olfactomedin-4-like. The coding region runs from base 1 to 1383 and encodes 460 amino acids. Gene Ontology annotation, biological process: signal transduction. The transcript has 5 exons. The record is from RefSeq and is a predicted model, not a curated record. Lineage: Eukaryota; Metazoa; Chordata; Chondrichthyes; Rajiformes; Rajidae.